AUAGAAAUAUGCAACUUUGUAUGCUCUUUCCAGCUAGUAGUAUGAGAACGCUUGAUAGGACCAGAUAAGGUCAGAUUUCGCUCUUCUGGCACCCCUAAAAACGCUUCAAUUCAGAACUUAUGGCCGAGGAAAAACCGUGUUCGGAAUAAUUUUUCCAUGGGCCGACAGUGGUCUUUCCAUACCUUUAGUAGGACUAUCAAUUGCAUAUAAUCAGACCUUCCCGGCUUUAAGUCGUGUAUAAAGUGGGCGGACCUGUGCGGAAGUACCCCACAUUCAAUAGGUCCUAUUUUUGCGGACGGCAAUAACAAUGAUGAAUGGAUUUAUAAUCAGGAAACAAUUACAACAGAUAGUGAAACUAAUAAAAUAUUCGCUAGUGCAUUAGAUAAUAUUGUAGCGGAUCGAGGAUAUAGUAGAUGUAUUGGGCCAUUUAUAUUCGUAACACCAUUAUCUAUUAGAAAAAGAGAAAAACAAUUGUCACAUUCGUCCGCAAACCAAACACGUUGCAUAACAAUUGUUAGAAAUGCUAUUGAACGUGGUUUUGCCCGAAUAAAAAAUUUUAAAUUAUUAGCUAACACUAUUGACACAAACUACCUUCCUAUUCUACAUGAUAUAUUUCAAAUAAUAUUAGCAAUAGACAAUUGUUUUUAUCCACCAUUAAUUAACAAUGCCGAAAGGAUAAACAAAGAUGUUGAACGGAUCAUUCAAAGAUUAGAUUUAGAAAAUGACAUAGACGAUGAGGAAGCCAAUACAUCCUGA
This is a messenger RNA of Didymodactylos carnosus, 756 nucleotides long. NCBI's taxonomy places the organism in Eukaryota, Metazoa, Rotifera, Eurotatoria, Philodinida, Philodinidae. The record is from the annotation of a GenBank genome assembly.